This is a messenger RNA of Necator americanus (New World hookworm), 1224 nucleotides long. RefSeq lists its product as uncharacterized. The record is from RefSeq and is a predicted model, not a curated record. The coding region runs from base 1 to 1224 and encodes 407 amino acids. The transcript has 11 exons. NCBI's taxonomy places the organism in Eukaryota, Metazoa, Nematoda, Chromadorea, Rhabditida, Ancylostomatidae.
AUGUUGGCCGUAAACACGGUUCAUGCUCGGAAAAAAGGCGUUGUUUACGACGGGGUUUCCGUAGGCUGCGACAUUCCUUGCGGAAACAGAAAACACUGCAUUGUUAAAGCAGCUCCCACGGAUUCCCAGCCACUGAAAUUUAAAAGCAUCACUCCACGAAUCUGGGCUGGUGCGGGUUUCAGGUCUAUGCCGGCUGAAGCACCAGCUAGUGAAGAAACACUGAUUCAGUGUUAUAACAAAGGCUGUGGUCAAAAAUUCGACCCAGAGACAAAUAAUACAGAAUCUUGCCUGUACCAUCCCGGUCCACCUUACUUCCACGAUGCUUACAAAAUAUGGAAUUGUUGCAACAAGAAAAGUACCGACUUCGGAACAUGGUUGAAUUUUCCUGGAUGCACUCGCGGGAAGCAUAAUGGCGAAAAGCCGGCAGAUAUUGUGAAAGUAGCAGCAGUGAAAGAAAUUCGACCGGAGAAGGAAGAGGAAGUGAUUGUAUGGAAAGGUCUCAAUAAGCCAGCUGAAAGGAAAGCUGUUGAGGAAAGAAAAGAGGUUCCGAUUGCUGUGGAAACGACUCCAGCAGCGCUAGCGGCUAUUCAACGUUUUCGCGAGCAACAAGCUGGAAAAGGUGAUGAGGAAGGCUUACGUAUCGGCGCACCAUGCAGAAACAAUGCUUGUGAUAAGUCCUAUGCGGGUCCUGAGUCUGAUGCUACACCUUGUAUUCACCAUCCUGGUCAGGCAAUUUUCCAUGAAGGCAUGAAAUACUGGUCGUGUUGUGAGAAGAAGACAUCAAAUUUCAAUGCAUUUCUCCAACAAGCUGGGUGCGAAAGAGGAAAACAUCAAUGGAGCGCGAAUGAAAAAGUGGAUAAUGUACGCGAUGACUGGUUUUCAAGCAAUGGGCUCAUCACGAUAAAUGUAUACUGCAAGGGGGCUCUUCCUGACGAUGUACACGUGACCAGUGAUGGCCAGAUGCUACGUCUACACAUUGUUCAUGGUUUUGGAAAAAAGGAAACUAAUCUUAUCUAUGACCUUUGGGGAGAAGUGGUGUGCAGCGAAAGCAAAGCAGUGGUUGGAGAGAGAAAGGUUGAGCAUUGGUUGGGAAAAGUGAAGGCGCUGAGGAAGAAGUGCAAACGUGAUCGUGAUUUACCGGUUAAAACUGAAUGUUGUUGUUUAAAAGUUUUUGGUGUUACCGGUUUUGCGCAGAAAAUCGGCACAAUGGCACGUAACCGAUAG